This is a messenger RNA of Ixodes scapularis (black-legged tick), 2121 nucleotides long. RefSeq lists its product as uncharacterized. NCBI's taxonomy places the organism in Eukaryota, Metazoa, Arthropoda, Arachnida, Ixodida, Ixodidae. Bases 1 to 2121 code for a protein of 706 amino acids. The record is from RefSeq and is a predicted model, not a curated record. The transcript has 6 exons.
AUGGAAACGCAAAAUAACAAAUCUCCGAGCGUCGGAACUGAAAACCACUCCGGAAUCAACGAUGUCUCGCAAGUGCAACGGCCCUCGACGCAUUCGGCACCAACCCCAGCAGCCAUCCCCGACGAUAACAACAGUGCCAACCCAACAGGCGAUGACCAUCAACCAACUGAACCACCAACCGACCCGAACGGCGAUGAUGAUGAGGAAUCCAGCGACAGAGAAGUGGCGUUUGCGGCGAUCGUGAGGCGAGCCGACAGGGAGACGACAACACCAGAAGGAGGGUUGGCCCUGGUGAUCGAGCGCAGUAAAGGACCACAUGGACGGAUGCCCAAUGGUGACCGAAGAAAGAGACCGGCCGCUGCCAGCGACCAUAACAAACUGUACACCAAUGUGAAGAAUCUGCUGGCCAAUAACAUCGAGCUGGCCCUUAAUCACCAAACUGACCGAAGAAGAACAAGAAAGCUGACAUAUGAGGAGCUUACAAAGAAGCCUAAGAAAGAGGUGAACUGGAAGGAGUCUAUAAAAAAAAAGAUCGAGAAGUUUAGUCAACAGCUGCAAUUUGUCACUAGUCACAAACAGAACGAGGCUGCCUCGAGAGCACUAAAGCGAAUCUGCAAAGCCACUCAGUACCACUCUAACAACGAGGACCAGUUGAAGAAGCUUCAGGACCAGAUUGAAGAAAAAAGGGCGGUGAUUACUUUCUGGAGAGGAAUCUGGGCGACCGAUGACGAAGAAGGGGAGUACCAGGAAACGAUUGACCUAUUGGACCCAGUAGAGCUUCAGACCAAAACUGAGGAGGAGAAAGUCAAGAAGGUCAUUGAGGAGAAGAUCAAGUUCCUACCCAACUGGAAGACACCGAGGCCCGACGUCAAAACAGUUGAUGACCCUGAACAAAUUGACGGGCGACUGUAUAUGGGCACGACGUACCUUAUCGUGAAGACGAAACGAGCAAGCAAGGGCAAAGAGUUACGUUCCAUAACUUGUCUCCCGAACAUCUACAAGCUGCUGAGCAAGGUUGUCACAGCCCUGGUGACGGACCUGUGCGAGGUGAAUGAGCUGAUCUCGGCCAACCAGAUGGGUACUCGAAGAGGCUGCCAAGGUGCCAAACAGCAAAUCCUCCUCAACAAAGUGCUCAACCAAAAGCACAACAACGGGCUGUUUACGUCCUGGAUUGAUAUCCAAAAAGCGUAUGACAGCGUCAAACACGACUACCUGGUAGCCGUACUGACGAAGUUGGGCAUGCCGGAGAACAUUAUCAAGUUCGUCAAGCGGACGCUUGCUUUCCAACGCACCAGCCUGGUUUGUCACCAGAGUGAUAUUGGCCAGGUGAGGAUCAACAAAGGACUCCUCCAGGGUGAUAGCCUUUCAUCGUUGCUUUUCGUUCUCGCGUUGGAACCCUUGAGCCGCCGACUUAACCAGAACUGCGAACAAUUGCAGAUGGGCAACAUCGAACUCAACCAUUUGAUUUUCAUCGAUGACAUCAAAUUAUUGGCUGACACAGAAGAGACACUAAUCAGGCUGUGUGGCCUAACAAAAAAAAAAAAAACGGUCUGUCAGAUGGGACUAAAGGUGAAUCUGCAGAAGUCGGCGAGUAACGUCGGGAACAAUGGAGUCUUCGGAGGGAUGGUGGACGACCACAGAGGUUACAAGUAUCUGGGCACCUUGAAAGACUCACGAAAUGUGGUGAAAGAUGAGAACAAGGCCAUCGUUACCAACAAGGCCACCGAACGAAUGAGAAUGCUUUGCAAGACAAAGCUCAAUGCUGCCAACCUGUCUCCUACCUUCCAAGCCGAAAGAAUACGAACGGUUGACAAGGAGGUCAGGAAGAUCCUGAACGAGUACAAGGUGACCAGGAAUGCGGCGAAUAUGUAUCGGUUAUACCUGAAGCGCGACCAACUGGGAAGAGGACUCGCUUGCGUGGAGGAGAAAGCUGACAUAAUGCUAUUCAAAAUGUUAAAAUCUUUUGAAAAGAAUCCGAAGACAAGACCGCUGAUGGACCAGGAGAAAGAGGGAAAAACCCAGCUUAGGCGAAUAUGUGAUUACCUGAAGGCAAAGUACCGACCUGAAGAGACCAAGUUGACAGAGAAAAAUAUCCAAAAAAACAGGAAGAAAGUCGAAUGA